Molecule: messenger RNA, 3369 nt
Organism: Alternaria postmessia
Lineage: Eukaryota; Fungi; Ascomycota; Dothideomycetes; Pleosporales; Pleosporaceae
Exons: 2
Coding region: 1-3369 (1122 amino acids)
Biological process (GO): response to oxidative stress
Molecular function (GO): heme binding; peroxidase activity; iron ion binding
Source: RefSeq, a predicted model, not a curated record
AUGUCCGGUCUAGCUGCAGAGGCGAAAGCGGCAUGGGAUUCCCAUGUUGAUACCCGCACAGGAGCUGAGCCUCCCAAACCAGCUGACCCAUCCGAACUCAGUACUAUGAGAAACGCCAUUGGUGGAUCUUUCAAAGCAGCGGCAGCUCUGAUUGGCGCCGCUGCAGCUCCACUUCCUGACCAAACUGGUGAUGGCUCCAAGAUCGCGCCAGAAGAGAAGGCCAGUCUUUACAAGAAGAUUGAAGGCGGUCUGCGAGACAUGUCUCACCUUGGCAUCGAGAACAUCCAGAGCUUGAUGGAGAUUCAGAAAGAGAAGAUGCUUGGUGGAUAUACCGAUGAUAAGACAUACCUCAUGGAGGGUCUUAUCCGGACCGCUGCCGCAUUGCCUGACGGGUCAAAGACAAGAGAGGCAGUGACGGGUCAAUUUCUGACCCAGCUAUGGGGUGACUUGCAGCACCCGCCGCAGUCAUAUCUUGGGUCGAAGUACCAGUACCGUGCCGCAGAUGGAUCGAAUAACAGUCUAGUAAACCCGCAAGUUGGCGCAGCAGGAACACCAUACGCCAGGACAGUCAAGCCAGACAUGAUGCAGACUCCUGCCCGCCCAGAUCCUGGUGUUGUAUUCGAUAGCAUCAUGACGAGGAAGCAUGCUGAACUGCACCCAAACCGUAUUUCAAGUAUGCUGUUCUAUCUGGCAUCCAUCAUCAUCCACGACUGCUUCCGCACAAGUCACGAGGAUUACUCGAUCUCGAUGACAUCUUCAUAUCUCGAUUUAUCACCAUUGUAUGGCAGUAACCAGGCCGAACAGGACAUGAUGAGGACUGGACGCGAUGGAAAGAUCAAGCCCGACUGCUUCUCGGAAGCAAGACUGUUGUUCUUCCCUCCCGGCGUUGGUGCUAUGUUGAUCAUGUUCAACCGUUUCCACAACUACACGGUCGAGAACCUAGCGGCUAUCAACGAGCAAGGACGUUUUACGAAGCCUUCGAAUGAAGUACCAAAGUCUACCGGUGACGUCGAAGUCGACAAGAAAACAAAGGAAAAGUAUGAUGCGGCAUGGAAGAAAUACGACAAUGACUUGUUCCAGACCGGUCGUCUCAUUACUUGCGGCCUUUACGUCAACAUCAUCUUGAUCGACUACGUCCGCACCAUUCUCGAUCUUAACCGGACUGACAGCAACUGGCAGUUGAACCCUCGCGCGGAAGUGAAGGAUCUACCCAUGGGCAUUGGCAACCAAGUCUCUGCUGAGUUUAACCUCGUAUACCGAUGGCACUCUACAGUCUCUGAUCGUGACGAGAAAUGGACGCAGGAGAUGUGGGACGGUCUCUUCGGUGAAGGUCGCGAUCCCAAGACCGUCGGCAAAUAUGAGUUCCUUGGCCGGUUGAAUGAAGUCUACAAGAAGACUGAUCCUGAUCCCUCGAAACGCAAGUUCGCUGGUCUGGAGCGAGGUGACAACGGCACACUACCCGACCAAGGUCUGGUAGACAUCUUGACAUCGAGCAUAGAAGACUGUGCCAACUCUUUUGGACCGAAUAGAGUCCCUGCUGUCUUCCGCGCUAUUGAAGUCCUAGGUAUCGAACAAGCCCGUACCUGGAAUCUGGGAUCGCUCAACGAGUUCCGGAAGUACUUCAAGCUAGAGCCGCAUAACACUUUCGAAGACAUCACGUCAGACAAAUAUGUGCAAGAACAACUCAAGCACCUCUACGAUCACCCCGACAAGGUUGAGAUCUACCCGGGUAUCGUCGUCGAGGACGCAAAGAAGCCCAUGGCUCCUGGUUCGGGUCUCUGCCCUUCGUACACCGUCUCCCGUGCUGUUUUGUCGGACGCCGUUGCGCUGGUUCGUGGCGACAGAUUCUACACGCAUGACUACAACCCACGCACCUUGACCAAUUGGGGCUACCGUCAAGCUGAAAGCGAUCUCGGCGUCGACAACGGAUGUGUGUUCUACAAGCUCUUCCUCCGCGCUUUCCCACAGCACUUCAAGUACAACAGCGUCUACGCCCACUACCCAUUGACUAUCCCGUCCGCCAUGCAGACUGCUCUGAAAGACUUGAAGAAAGACAAUCUGUACGACUUCAGCAAGCCAGUAGCGACACCACACCCUCAAUUCGUCAAAGAGUACAAGCUGGCCACCGACAUCAUGAAGGACCAAGCAACUUUCAAAGUCGUCUGGGGCAAAGCCAUGGAAUACAUCAUGGGCCCCGCAUCCGCCGACUUCAUGCUUGCCGGCGACGGGCCCAAGAACACUGCCUCCCGUCAAAUGGUCAGCAAGGCACUCUACAUCUCUGAAUGGGACAAGGAAGUACGGAACUACUACACUCUCAAGACGCGAGAACUGUUGAAGGAAAAGAGCGCCAAAAUCGCCGACUUCAACCAAGUCGACAUCAUCCGCUCUGUCGGAAACCUUGCGCAUGUCCACUUCUGUUCUGAGCUCUUCAUGCUGCCUUUGAAGACCGCCGCACAACCCCACGGUAUCUUCACGGAGGCCGAACUCUACCUCAUCAUGUCUUCGGUCUUCGCGCUCAUCUUCUUCGACGCAGACCCUGCUUCUUCUUUCCCUUUGCAUGUCAAAGCAAGAAAGGCAACGCAGCUACUCGGUAACAUCGUCGAGAAGAAUGUCAAGGCGAUUGCAAGUUCGGGCUUCUUGAGCAGUAUCAUGGCCACCAUCUGGCCGCAGGAAUCCGUGCUGAAGAGCUAUGGCAAGCAUAUGAUUAAGCGAUUGUUAGAGAGUGGAAUGUCGCCGGAGACCUUGACUUGGGGCCAUAUCCUCGGCACGGCGGGAGGCAUGGUAUCGAACCAGGGUCAACUCUUCGCUCAGACAAUCGAAUACUUCCUCCUCGGCGCCGGCAAGAAACAUUGGGCCGAGAUCUCGAGGUUGGCUCAAGAUGACAGCGAGGAGUCGUUUGAGAAGUUGAUGCACUACACCAUGGAGGGCGGAAGGUUGAACGGCGAAACAGGCGUCAUCCGCGCCGUUGCCAAACCAACCUCCAUCACCGAGGCUGGAAAGACGACAGAUCUCAAGCCCGGCGACGCCGUCUUUGUAAAUCUGCGCACCGCCUCUCACGACUCUACCAUCUUCCCUAACCCUGAUGAAGUCGACAUCACCCGCCCGCUGGAUUCCUACAUUCACCUCGGAUACGGACCGCACCAGUGUCUCGGACUGCCAAUGACGCGCAUCACGCUCACGACGAUGCUGCGAGAAGUUGCGCGCCUGAAGAAUUUGAGGCCGGCACUGGGUCCGCAGGGCAAGAUUCACAAGGUGGAGAAGAAGAUGGGUCCGGGCGAGGAGAAGUAUAGCUAUCAUGCUUAUUUGACGGAGAAUCAGGAUAUGUACUUUCCGUUCCCUUGUGCGCUGAAGGUAUGCUGGGAUGACUAG